GAUCACAGCGAUGGGUAUCCUAUGUCCUUGCCUUUCAGGGUCAGCCACAGAAUCCAGUUGGUUUGUCUAACUUUGUCCUGGCUUUCCCUACCAAACAUGAGCCGCUUCUAUGACAGCAUCGAGCCCAACGUGAUCAACGAGGAGAUGCUGCAGAAAGCAGUGGAGGAGCAAGGGCCUCAGGAAGAAGCAGGCCAGCUGGCCAAGAAGGAAGGCAUCAAUUUCAAAGAUGUCAAAGCCCUGCAACUCGAUUUUAGAAAUAUCCUGAAGAUCGACAAUCUUUGGGAGUUUGUGAACCUCACAAAAUUGCAGCUAGACAACAAUAUUAUUGAAAAGAUAGAAUCACUGGGCUUACUGGUUAAUCUGGUUUGGCUAGAUUUGUCCUUCAAUAAUAUUGAAGUCAUUGAAGGCUUAGACGCUUUGGUUAAAUUGCAGGACCUUAGUUUGUACAACAACAGAAUUUCCAAGAUUGAGAAUCUGGAUACCCUGCUAGAACUCCAAGUCUUCUCUAUAGGAAACAAUAAUAUCCAGGAUCUGGAAAAUGUGAUCUAUCUCAGGAAGUUCCAAAACCUGCGCACCUUGAACCUCACUGGGAAUCCGGUGUGUGACAAUGAACUGUACUCCAUGUUCAUUGCUGCUUAUCUACCAGAUCUUGUGUACCUGGAUUUUAGACUGGUGGAUGGUAACAUGCGAGAGAUGGCCUUGAUAAAAUACCAGUAUGCCAUAGAGGAGAUGAAGCACGGAGAAACGCUGGCCUUGAUGAAGCAGAAGGAGAGAGAGGCCAGGGAAAAGGAGGUGGAGUACCAUAAGUCUGCCUACGUGGAGUAUCUGGAUGGGUCUUUUCUCUUUGAUAGCAUGUUUGCAGAAGAUCCUGAAGCACCUAAGCUGACGUACCUUCCCGGAGUACCAGCACUGUUAGAGACAUACAAGAAUAAAUUUGUAGACAUCUGCAAAACUCUGUUUGAAUACGGCCUGCAGCAGCAUGAAAAGCGAGAGGCUGAGAUCGCCAUCUUCUACGAGUGCCUCAGUGAAGCCCUGCAAGACAGUCAGGACCAGGGCACCAGAAUCAUUCAGGACUUUGAGAAGAAGAACUGUGGGACCAUCGAUGCAAUUCAGAGCCUCAGUAACACCCAGAUUGCUGAGGUAAGGCUGGUGGAGUACAACGAAGAAAUCACGAAGCUCUAUGAAACACUGAUGACCCUGGAGAUGCAGCUGGUUGACCAGUUAGAGGAAGUUAUAAAAGAUUUUGAAAGGAACAUCGCUGAUCUUGUGUCAAUCUUUAUAGAGAAUGAGCAAGGAUUAAUGGCUCAGUGCCGGGAUCUUGAAAACCACCAUCAUGAGAAGCUCUUGGAAAUAGCCAUCAACACGCUGGAGAAGAUAGUGAAGAGCGAGUAUGAUGAGGAAAUGCCGGAUGAUGUCCGCAUGCUCUUUGUGGACAAAGACACCAUUGUCAAUGCAGUCAACGCCUCCCAUGAUAUCCACCUCCUGAAGAUUGACAACCGGGAAGAUGAAAUCAUCACCAAAGCCAAUAACAGGAUUUACACUCUGAUUGAAAAGGUUCACAAGGAUGAAAUCCACCGAAACCGAAGCCGUGUGCUAGAAAUCAAUCACUAUAUCGAUCAUGUCCGCAGCGAGCUGGACAACUUGGACAUUCUGGAGCAGUAGCUGCUUUUAGUACUAAGCUGUGCAAACUCCAUUUUUGGCUUUAGAUUCUGCAACUAGCA
Molecule: messenger RNA, 1721 nt
Organism: Candoia aspera
Lineage: Eukaryota; Metazoa; Chordata; Lepidosauria; Squamata; Candoiidae
Gene: DRC3
Product: dynein regulatory complex subunit 3
Exons: 12
Coding region: 22-1662 (546 amino acids)
Cellular component (GO): cilium
Molecular function (GO): protein binding
Source: RefSeq, a predicted model, not a curated record